Molecule: messenger RNA, 4018 nt
Organism: Xiphias gladius (swordfish)
Lineage: Eukaryota; Metazoa; Chordata; Actinopteri; Istiophoriformes; Xiphiidae
Gene: lrig3
Product: leucine-rich repeats and immunoglobulin-like domains 3
Exons: 19
Coding region: 268-3606 (1112 amino acids)
Molecular function (GO): protein binding
Source: RefSeq, a predicted model, not a curated record
UUUGUGCUCACACUAAGCUGUGGGGAUCUUGUACUGCACAAGUUCCCCCAACAGCAGCAGCGGCGGAGGAAAGUUACUCCACAGGAAUGGGCAAGUUUCAGAAGAACGUUUUUCUUUUAUAUCUCACACCUACGAUCAUCAGAACAACAAGGGUUUGGAUAUAAGGAUCUACUGUGUUAAUAAACCGCACCAAAUUUGGGAUAUUUUUUUCUCACUUUUCCGCUGAAGAUAAAACUAAACGGGUGUUUUCUUGGGUGGCCAGAAAAAAUGUGUCCCUCUACGCAGCCUCACAGUUUUGCAAGGUUUGCCGUGGUUUUUCUGCUGUUUUUGAUACUACAGCGUGGAUAUGGUGCUAACAUAAGGACCUGUCCCCCUCCCUGCGCAUGUUUUGGGGAGCUUGUGGACUGCAGUCGGCUGAAAAGGGGCCAAAUUCCAGACACGUUCCCAGAAUGGACAGUUCAAUUGGACCUGAGCCAUAACAAAUUGCAGGUGCUUGACAGCACUUUGUUUUCCAAACUACAACAUCUAGGUGAAAUAAAACUGAACCAUAAUCAACUUGAGGCAAUACCUGAUUUGGGCCCUUAUGCUUCAAACAUCACAACGCUCAUUCUAGCAAACAACAGGAUCACCAGGAUCUCUGUGGAGCAGCUGAGGCCCUUCCUCGCUCUGGAAACGUUCGACCUCAGCAACAACAACAUCAUGGAUAUAAAGACCAACUCCUUCCCCGCUCUUCCCCUCAAGAACCUGUUCCUCAACAAUAAUCGGAUCUCAUCACUAGAGACAGGCUGCUUCACCAACCUGUCCAGCAGUCUGCAGGUUCUCCGGCUCAACCGCAACCGGCUCUCCGCCAUCCCAGCCAAGAUCUUCCAGCUGCCCAAUCUCCAGCAUCUAGAGUUGAGCAGGAACCGGGUUCGCAGGGUGGAGGGCCUAACGUUCCACGGUCUGCAUGCUCUUCGCUCCCUCAAGAUGCAGAGAAACAGCCUCAGUCGCCUUAUGGAUGGAGCCUUCUGGGGCCUCAGCAACAUGGAAGUCCUGCAGCUGGACUACAACAACCUGACGGAGGUGAGUAAGGGUUGGCUGUACGGCCUGCUGACUCUGCAGCAGCUCCACCUUGGCCACAACGCCAUCAGCAGGAUCCGACCUGACGCCUGGGAGUUCUGCCAGAAGCUCAGCGAGCUCAACCUCUCCUCCAACCAUCUGUCCAGACUGGAGGAAUCCAGCUUUGUAGGCCUCAGCCUGCUGGAUGAGCUCCACAUCGGAAACAACCAUGUCAGCUUCAUUGCAGACGGAGCUUUCCGUGGCCUCUCCAACCUGCAGAUGUUGGAUCUCCAACAUAAUGAAAUCUCCUGGACCAUCGAGGACAUGAAUGGACCUUUCUCUGCUUUGGACAAGCUGAAAAAACUAUUUCUGCAUGGAAACCAGAUCCGCUCUGUGACCAAGAAGUCUUUCUCUGGCCUGGACGCGCUGCAGCACCUAGAUUUGAGUAAUAACGCGAUCAUGUCCAUUCAAGCGAACGCCUUCUCUCAGAUGAAGAACCUGCAGGAGCUGCGUCUGAACACAUCCAGCCUGCUGUGUGACUGCCAGCUGAAGUGGCUUCCCGUCUGGGUGGCAGAACAAACCUUCCUGCCAUGCGUCAAUGCCAGCUGCGCCCACCCGCAGAUGCUGAAAGGCAGAAGCGUGUUUGCCGUCAGCAGAGACGAGUUUGUGUGUGAUGAUUUCCCAAAGCCUCAAAUCACUGUUCAGCCGGAGACCAGGUCAGCCCUCAAGGGCACCAAUGUGACAUUCGUCUGCUCGGCAGCCAGCUCCAGUGACUCACCCAUGACCUUCGCCUGGAAGAAAGAUAACGAGGUCCUUAACGACGCCGAGAUCCACAACCAGGCCCACCUGCGAGUGCAAGAAGGAGCAGGAGGCGAGACAGAAGUGACGGAGUAUACAACCACCCUGCAGCUACGUAAUGUGGAGUUCUCCAGCGAGGGGAAAUACCACUGUGUCAUCUCCAACCACUUUGGAUCAUCUUAUUCUACCAAGGCCAGGCUCACUGUCAACAUGCUUCCUUCCUUCACUAAAAUGCCCAUGGACUUGAGUAUUCGGGCUGGAGCAACAGCCAGGCUGGAAUGUGCUGCUAUUGGUCACCCUUCCCCUCAGAUUGCCUGGCAAAAAGACGGAGGUACCGAUUUUCCUGCUGCCCGUGAACGCCGCAUGCACGUCAUGCCAGAGGAUGACGUCUUUUUCAUAGUGGAUGUCAAGACCGAGGAUAUCGGUGUUUACAGCUGCACAGCUCAGAACACAGCUGGAGCCAUAUCUGCAAAUGCUACACUUACUGUUCUAGAAACACCCUCCUUCCUGCGGCCCCUCAUGGAUCGCACUGUGGCCAAGGGUGAAACCGCCGUCCUCCAGUGCAUUGCUGGUGGCAGCCCUCCCCCAAGGCUGAACUGGACCAAAGAUGACAGCCCCUUGGUGGUGACCGAGCGCCACUUUUUCGCAGCUGCCAACCAGCUCCUCAUAAUCGUUGACGCAGCUGAGGCUGACGCGGGGAAGUACACCUGUGAGAUGUCCAAUGCGCUUGGCACAGAGAGGGGCAACAUUCGACUGGCUGUCAUAUCGAAUCCCAACUGUGACCCUGGCAUGCAGGGAGGCGUGGGUGUCGGCAUCGUGGGUGGUGCAGGAUCGGAUGAUGAUGGGUGGACUACAGUGGGAAUCGUAAUCAUAGCUGUAGUCUGUUGCGUAGUGGGCACUUCACUGGUUUGGGUGGUCAUUAUCUACCACACCCGACGACGGAAUGAGGACUGUAGCGUCACCAACACAGAUGAAACCAACCUGCCUGCCGACAUUCCCAGCUACCUGUCCUCGCAGGGCACGCUGGCUGACCGACAGGAUGGCUACAUCCCAUCAGAGAGUGGCAGCAGCCAUCAAUACAUGCCGUCAUCAAUUAGUGGCUUCUACCUGCAGCCUAAAGACAUGAACGGUCUUUGUCAGCUGGAUACUGGAAGUGAAGCAGACAUGGAAGCAACCAUCGAUCCUCUGCUCUGCCAUUAUCAAGGUCCAAUAGGCUCACUGUUUCGCCGAGACAACACAUACUCCACUAACCCAUCAGAGGUCUUCACAGGCUGUUCCAUCGACCAAAUGCCUGUCUGCAUUGACUCCUACAAUGGCAGCCUGACCAGCUCUAAAAGGAGGGACUACUUCCUGUCUGAGCAUUUUGACCUCUGCUCCUCCACUGUCCUAAUGCAGCUCCCCAAUGCCAAUCUCCAUCAUGGCCCCUCCCACCAGCAGAACGACCGCCAACCAUCCGUGGAGGAGAGAGAUGUGAACGACUAUAGCCGACCUCAUGAGGGCCUUUCUCCCUACAACACCUUCAUGGGAACAUUCGGGAAAGGUCCCUGGAGGCCUCAGCAGGACCUGUACAUGGGCUUUGGCCCCCUGUCAGUGACGCAUAAUGGAAGAACUCUGUAUGAGAACCCUUAUGCCGCCCCAGACGUUGAUUCAGACCACGAGGAAAACAGUCUCACCAAGGACUCAGCAUCAGAACAGAGCAACAGCGUUUAUGUACAGCCGUUUGACAGCAGCAGUACUGACCCCUUGCCACAGCGCAGAAUGAGCACUUAGUUGAGUGACUGAGCUCUGGUUUGCUCUUGUUUUUCAUGAAGAGGACGACCAAAAAGUAAAAUUUCUACCUCACUAAAUGGACACUUUUGCAAUAAAGGACUUCUCAAAUGUGCAACGAGUGAAUGUAAUAGACAAUUAGAAGUUCCUGCAGAAACUACAAGGAGCAUAUUAACAGCUGUUCUUUAAGGAAACAGCUUCAGUUUCAUAAUAUAGAUGAAUAUAUACAUUUUUUUAUAUAAAGUUUAUUAUAUUUUGUAAAUUGUAUAUAAACAGAUUCCAUUAUUUUUGCUUAUCUUUUGUGUAUGAGUAUGUUGCGCCCUGCUUUUUCAGUUAUUCCAGCUUUGAAUGAAGCCAGGUUUUGCAUAUAUAUAUAAAAACAAUAAAUAACACCUUAAUGUGUGCUGCUACAUUC